Molecule: messenger RNA, 270 nt
Organism: Rhizoctonia solani
Lineage: Eukaryota; Fungi; Basidiomycota; Agaricomycetes; Cantharellales; Ceratobasidiaceae
Product: Complex 1 protein (LYR family)
Exons: 3
Coding region: 1-270 (89 amino acids)
Cellular component (GO): mitochondrion
Source: RefSeq, a predicted model, not a curated record
AUGAAACGGGGACUACCACUUCGCGGUCCAACCCUGCGACACUUCCUCCUCAAGGCAGAAGUGUUCUCAGUCUAUCGGCAGGUGAUACGGGCCUGUCGCAAGAUACCCAAUGCGGACGCACGACGCGAGACACUUGAGUGGUUUAAGCACGACUUUCGACGCAGUGCUAAUGUUACUGACCUGGAUGCGAUUCAAGGGCAAUUGGCUAGCAUCAAACGAGAACUUAAAACUACGUCUUCUAUGUUUUCAUUGCCCAUCGCUUCUCAUUGA